CACACACACAUGUAUAGAAUGUACAGUACUGACAAUUUAAAAUACGAAAGUCUUGAUGUAACAAAGAUAUUAAUUUGCGAUACAUGUAUACCGUGACAUCGCAAGGACAAGCAAAGUACAAAAUGAUGAUCAGUUACGAGUUAUUCGCUGUCUAUUUUUGUUGUUGUAUAAUUCGUGGACCAAAGUAACGUGGAGUAACAUAUGUAGCAUCGCUGUCAUUGACAUAUACUUCCCGAAAUGAGUGUAAUACUUGUAAAAUAUAGUAAGAAAUAAAAUAUUAUAUAUUGGCCAAAGACUGCUUCUCAUAUUUGAUAAAACUGACUUGUUAUCACAGUAUUAGAGUUGCGCGCGCGCAUUAAUCGUUACGCUGUAACGUAAAAUUAAGUCUGGUUCUUUUUAGCUGAACUUCUUGCACGGUCAUCUUAUCAUCUUUUCUUUUUUUCUUUUCAUGUGGGGAGAAAAAGAUAAAAGAUAUAUAUAUCGUACAAGAGAAGUUCAGCUAUAAAGAGCAGGCCAAUUCUGUAUAGGCAGAUAGGCAUAGGCUUGCAUAGGCUUCUACAUAUCUAAAGUCACAUCAGGAAGGGUUUCCUGGGUUUCCAUGGUGACGAUAGCAAACAAAGCGAGAAUAGAACGAGCUGACAAUGGAUAAGUGUUUCUCCGACUCUGAUCUCUGACCGGUUAUUAUCGGUAUUGAACAUCUAGUUAAACAAUUUGGAAUCUGUGCAGUCAUGAAAAUUAAUAGGCGUACGUCUUUCGAACGUGAAAAAAUUGCAAUUGGCAACUUUUCAAUAAAGUAUAAAUAAUAGAUUGUACGUGUGUGUGUGUGGGUGUGUGUGGCGCGCGUGUGUGCGUGUGUGUGUGUGCAUGAAUUUCGCGAUCCAUUAUUAUUAUUAUAAGAGUGGUCGAGUUGUGGCGUACCGAGGAUCUUAUCAGCGACGAAACGAGAAAAUAAAGUAUGGAUAAUGUUACAUAUGAUGAGACGGAGAGUAAAACUACAUCCUUGGCUGCCAACACGCUUAAAAUGCCAUCGUGGUUACUGGAGAUGACCGACGAUAUAGAAAGAAUUGGCAUAAGUAACGAUGCCGAAUCGCUACAAAUGGAAACAUUUUUAAUCGAUGACCAGCAUGGUUUUAAGAAUAUCACCGUCGAAACAGAAGAUGAUACAGAUAAACAACCUAGCGCAAGCUUAAGCGAUCUUUAUAUCGAUGCUGAUAUUAAAUUACAAACGUCCGCAAGUAAAUCACUGCCGAAUACACCGAAGAACGAACAAGUACAAGUUAAGCGGAGAAAAACACGUGCUUGUUCGGCCGUUUUAAAUACGAAAUAUCGUACAAAGAACGAUUUUCAUGGAUUUGAUGCAUGUUUGGAGAGGAAACAGAUGGAAAAGCGCGACACGCUCCAAAGCUUGGCAAGCUCCAAUAAAAAUUAUUUGGACGAAGAAGAAUUUUACUUCGAGCAUCAAAUACCAAAUGUCUCGAAUCGUGCAGAUACACGAUUACAUUUGUCAGAUGACAACUGUUCCAACAGUUCUGCAUUUAGCACGCAAAAGGAAGAAAAGUCGACAUUACCAUCUGGUAAACCUUACAAAAAUUUUAUUAUUCCUGAACUACCGUCCGGAGACUCGUUGAUCAUUGAUAUUCUCUCCACCUGGGGUGACAAACAUUACGUAGGCCUCAAUGGUAUCGAAAUUUUCUCAAAUACUGGAGAACCAGCCAGAAUAAAAGAGAUACGUGCACACACGACAGGCGCUAGUCAAUCACUGAACAACGAUCGUGAUCGUGAUCCUCAUAUUAUAAAUAACUUAAUUAAUGGUAUUAAUCGAACGAGAGACGAUGCAAAUUUAUGGCUAACACCUUAUUCGAAUGGCGACCAUCAUUACGUUUACAUGAUAUUUGAAUUCACGAUUACUAUAGCAAUGAUCAGGAUAUGGAACUACAAUAAAUCCAGAAUACAUUCCUUUAGAGGAGCCAAAGAUAUUAUUAUUAAAUUGAAUGACAUUAUCAUCUUUUACGGAGAAAUCGCUAAAGCUUCAGGAGACGACAUGGGUAGCCUCGAUUCCUUCGGCGAUACUAUAUUAUUUACGACGGACGAAAAUAUUCUGGAAUUGAUAUCAAAACAUGAUAAUACGUUCAUAGAAUUCAAUAAUGGGAUGUCCGAUUGCGAAGAGAAAGAAAUAAUUCGCCCAAUAACGGCAACGAUAACCAGUGACAAUAUUACCUCAGCGAGACGUAAAAGCAACGAUUCUAUUGAGAAUUCUCCCAGCUUGUAUAGCGAUAGCAAAAUUCACGAUACCUGCACUCUUACCGCUCUAUCAUGCAGAGAGAUUCAGUUAAUUAUUAUUUCCAAUUGGGGUUCACAGGAUUUGGUUGGCCUUACCGGUAUAGAAUUAAUCGGAGAUCAAGGUACAGCAGUCCCGUUGAUAAACGCCAAUUUGCAUUGUAAUGUGGCCGAUACGCAUUUAACGAGACUGAUCGAUGGGCACAAUGUUACAACUGAAAUGGAUCGCAUGUGGCUAGCGGACCUGACGUUAGAUAAGAGGAUCACUAUAACUGUUACCUUCGAUACGGAUGUGUACCUAACGAGAAUGCGGAUUUGGAAUUACAACGCAUCCUUGGAGUUAUCUUAUUGCGGAGUAAAACAGUUACUAAUUAAAUUAGACGGUAAACAAUUAUAUGCCGACGAGAAUGCCGACGGCUUCCUGUUGAGACGCGCGCCGGGAUCUUGCCAUUAUGACUUUGUCCAAGAAAUCAGUUUCCUUAAACCACCUGCUCAAGAACAUUUUUUGGAUUAUAUCACUGAUUCAAUUAAAUCGCCCGAAGAACUCGAGCCUUUGGAUUCGAACUACGAAGCUCCGUCAAUGCCGCGAGGAUUCGUGUAUCAAAUAAUAAUUUUCUCUACAUGGGGAGAUUCUUACUACGUUGGUCUCAAUGGGAUACAGAUAUAUGACAAUUAUGGAAACGAGAUAAAGUUAACUACAGAUAACGUAGCCGCAUUUCCUGAAAGCGUUAACAUAAUCGAAGGAAUAGAUAACGAUAUUCGUACACCGGACAAACUUAUCGAUGGGACAAACGAUACUCGAGACGGACGGCAUGCCUGGCUGGCUCCUAUACUUCCCGGACAAACAAAUCGUGUGUAUUUAAUAUUUUAUCAUCCCAUUAUGGUAUCAAUGAUCAAAAUCUGGAAUUAUGGGAAGACUCCACAAAGGAGAGUUAAAGAAUUUGCGAUACUAGUGGACGACUUGCUAGUUUACAAUGGAACAUUGGAUAAACACAAUUCAUACGGAUUGGUAACGUUUGUAAAAGAAAGCAGUAAUGAGAAUCUCGUAAAUCGCUCGAAGCAAGAGGGCCGUUUUUUAAACUUACGAAGAAAUACCUCGGGUACUACGUCAUUACCAGAUCCAUCCCUUCGCCCACAUACAUCUUUACAAUUUAAAUAAUCCAUAAUAAUGCCACAGAUGUUUAACACAUACUAAAAUUGUACAUAUAUUUUUACACUUACAUCGCGACUUUUUUAUUUUUAUAUUAGCGUCCCGUCUUAAUAAUUAAUGGCUACGGUAGCAUAUACAUAUAUAUCGAUGUAUAAUAUUAUAAUAAUAUUCAUACAUUUCCACAUGUUUCUGUAAUGACCAUCCCAUACGAAUGUUAGAUGUACAAAUGCUGUUUAUCUUGAAUAUUGUUGAAAAACAAUAAAAAUAAUUGCAAUAUAGAGAUUUACGAUAUAACGAUUUGAUUAGGUCGUAAGAAGAAGUAAAAAGAUAUGUAUACAUGAAAUAUAUCAUACGUCUCGUCACA
This is a messenger RNA of Temnothorax curvispinosus, 3791 nucleotides long. Its product is annotated as protein KIAA0556-like. The transcript has 14 exons. The record is from RefSeq and is a predicted model, not a curated record. The coding region runs from base 956 to 3436 and encodes 826 amino acids. Lineage: Eukaryota; Metazoa; Arthropoda; Insecta; Hymenoptera; Formicidae.